Messenger RNA from Rhincodon typus (whale shark), 1468 nucleotides. RefSeq names its product gap junction protein beta 8 (gene gjb8). The record is from RefSeq and is a predicted model, not a curated record. Bases 152 to 940 code for a protein of 262 amino acids. The transcript is spliced from 2 exons. Lineage: Eukaryota; Metazoa; Chordata; Chondrichthyes; Orectolobiformes; Rhincodontidae. Gene Ontology annotation, biological process: cell communication. Gene Ontology annotation, cellular component: connexin complex.
AUAAUCAGAGUUCUUCCCUGGAGCAGUCUCUCAUUUCCUUGAUCAGCAAAUUCUUCUCAAUGUGUGCAGUGUCUCGGGCUGCUCUAUAAAAACUCCUGUACGCUCUCUCUUUGGUACUAUCGCGUUAUUCGGGUCUGACUGAGUUCGAAAGAUGAACUGGGGACAACUGCAUCUGAUCCUAGGAGGCGUCAACAGACACUCGACCAGCAUCGGGAAAAUCUGGCUCUCUGUAAUCUUCGUUUUCAGAAUCAUGAUUCUGGUGGUGGCGGCCGAGAGUGUCUGGGGAGAUGAGCAGUCCGAUUUUGUCUGCAACACUCUGCAGCCCGGCUGCAAGAACGUGUGUUAUGACCAAUUCUUCCCCAUGUCACACAUCCGACUCUGGUGCCUGCAAGUGAUCUUUAUCUCCACCCCUGCCCUCCUGGUGUCACUGCACGUUGCCUACAAACAGCACGAAGAGAAGAAAUGCAUGGAGAAACGGCAGGGCUUCUUGAAGAAGGAGGAAGUGGAUGCCCUGAGGAAGCAGAAAAUGCGGAUUGUUGGUGCUUUUUGGUGGACCUAUGUCACCAGCAUCAUCUUUCGCAUCCUGUUCGAGACGGUUUUCACUUACAUGCUGUAUUUCCUUUACGGUGGCUUUCAGAUGGCCCGGCUGGUGAAGUGUAGCGCCUCCCCCUGUCCCAAUACCGUGGACUGUUUCAUUUCUAGACCCACCGAGAAGACCGUGUUCAUCAUCUUCAUGACGGUGGUGUCCGGGGUCUGCGGCCUCCUGAAUGUGGCCGAGCUGUUCUAUUUGUUGGUGAAAGCUUGUGUGAGGCAGUCUCGCCGCAGGCACCACCCGCACCACCUCUCCAGGAGCAGAGAGCACCAACAAAACGAAAUGAACGAACUCCUGUCCAUUGACGCCAAACAGAAGGUGGCCUUGGAGCUGAACAAAACAUCCUGAGUGACCAGGUUGAUGGUCAGCUUUUUUUUUUUUUUUGCACCGUGACUUCUCAACCAAUUGUAUCGUGGUAAACUGACCGAUGUCUUCCAGUUGAACAUUUCCCCUUCUAUUAAUUUUCAGCCGACACGACUUUUUUAAAAGAGCAGGAAGUUAGCCCAAACGCACAACUUGCACUAAUUAGCCAUAUUUCGUGAUGUUGCGCUCACGAUGCUGUCAGAGCUGUUAAUGCACCGUUAGUAGUGGACAAUGAAACCAGCUGCAGUUCAACUGGAUUCCCCCCCCUCGCCUCAGUGGAUAUCACUGCCAGUGGAUUAACCCUAACAAAUGCACCUCUACAACUGUUACAGUAGUUUAUUGUUGCCACUUACUGUUGUAUCCAUGAAAUGUUCAAUAUUGUAUCAAACGCGCUGCCCAGUGUCAAUAUUUGUUACGAAGAAUUUUUUUUUGCCUGUGGGCACCGGGUGGCGCGCGCUGCUACGAAUUCGCGGUUUUCUGUACUUUUUAAAGCAAUAAAAUCGUUUAAUAGUA